Messenger RNA from Ilex paraguariensis (yerba mate), 681 nucleotides. The record is from the annotation of a GenBank genome assembly. NCBI's taxonomy places the organism in Eukaryota, Viridiplantae, Streptophyta, Magnoliopsida, Aquifoliales, Aquifoliaceae.
AUGUUGAUUAAAGGGCACCUUUUGAGGUUUUAUGUCGAUUUGGAUUCAAUUCUUACGGAUGACUGUAAUUUGGAAACGUUUUGGGAUGUUGGGGGUUUCGACCUCGUAGAUGAUGAAAGUAAAGCAGAAAGGCGUCCUACCAAGCAUAUGCCCAAGCCAGUUGAAUUGACAAAUGAGUUCAAUCCUGCAUACUCUUACUACGCUUAUUACUGCUAUGCAAACUUGUAUACUCUCAAUAAGCGUGGCUUAAAUGUAUCGCUUUUUAUGGAUGACCCUUUGCAAAUUCAUUUAACAAAGGAGCCUCUUGUGGAAGAAUACAACGUUGCAACAAAGUUAUGGAAGCUCAGUUCCUGUGAUCUUUGCGAGAUAGCCAUAAAUUCUGUCUAUCAGUCUAGAUUCUCACAUCAAGCCAAGGCAAUGCCUCCAAUAUGUGUCUACUUUUGGCGAGUUUUUGAAGCAUGGUUAGCCAUUGGUGGUACUUCUCUGCCGGCAGAGGAGUUUGUAAACUACACCAAUAGGUCAAAUGUAAACCUUGUGGAGGCUUUCAGAAACAUGAGACCUGGUGCAAAUGCUACGAAUAUGAUAUCCAUCGAGCUUAGAGCUGCAAUGGACAGCCAGAAUAGGAGCUAUGCUGCAAGUGGAUCUGUUCCUCCUGCUUUAGGUCCUUUGCAGGCUGUCUGA